AUAUAAUAAUAUGUUGCUAAUAAGCAUCAGAAGUUUUUAAUUUUUUGUUAUUUCUCACAGUAUCAAAAUUGAAAGUGAUAGGUUCAGAAAUCAAAAUUCCAAGUGGAAUAUUUUUAAUUUUGAUAAAAUCGUACUAAAUUCAAGUUAGUUCAAAUAAUUAUUGUAUUUCUUUAUAUGUAAUCUUUAAAAUUCCAGCUAAAUUACAUUCUUCCUGAUAAUUCAAAUAUUUCAGCAAAAUGCGUGAAUGUAUCUGUAUCCAUGUGGGCCAAGCCGGGGUUCAGAUGGGGACCAGUCUAUGGCAGUUAUACCUGUUGGAGCAUGGCAUAGCAGCCGACGGAUCUGUUGACUCCAGCCUUGACAGAAACGACAGUCGUGAGACAUUCUUCGAUUGCAAAGUUGCCAACAAGUGCAUUCCCAGGGCUAUUAUGGUGGAUCUGGAGCCGUCUGUCAUUGACCAAGUACGCAGCGACCACAGAGGCCUGUUCCGUCCGAAUCAGCUGGUCUCCGGGAAGGAGGACGCAGCCAACAACUUCGCCCGCGGCCGCCUGACGACGGGGCUGCAGGUGAUCGAGACCGUCUCCGACCAGAUCCGCAAGAUGACCGACAACUGCAGCGGGCUGUCCGGCUUCCUGCUCUUCCACUCGUUUGGAGGAGGAACGGGGUCCGGGCUGACAUCGCUCAUCAUGGACGAACUGGCACAGUCCUACCCGAAGAAGUCACGGCUGCAGUUCUCUGUGUACCCGGCCCCUCAGAUUUCAACCUCAGUAGUGGAGCCCUACAACGCAGUCCUCACCACACACAUGACAAUGAACGAGUCAGACUGUGCCUUCAUGGUUGACAACGAAGCCAUCUACGACAUCUGCAACCACAAACUCAGCAUAGAGCGCCCCAUCUACCGCAACCUGAACGACCUCACCAGUCAGGUUGUCUCUUCCAUCACUGCCUCUCUCCGAUUCGACGGACAACUAAACGUCGAUUUGGGUGAGUUCCAAACCAACCUGGUUCCUUUUCCCAGGAUCCACUUCCCAUUGGUGGCCUACGCACCAAUCACAACACCGGAAACCGUCAGUCACCACGGGAUGUCCGUAACGGAGCUGACGGGGGAAUGUUUUGAACCUAGAAACCAACUGGUUAAAUGUGAUACAACAAAGGGGAAAUAUAUGGCUUGUUGUUUGUUAUACAGGGGUGACAUCGUCCCCAAAGACGUCAACUCCGCGAUUGCUACCCUCAAAGAAAAACAUACAAUCCAGUUUGUUGAUUGGUCCCCUACAGGGUUCAAAGUUGGGAUAAACUAUCAAGCUCCUUCUACAAGAUCUGGAGGUGACAUGGCACCUGUGAAUAGAGCGGUGGCUAUGCUUUCAAAUACAACAUCGAUAGCUGAUGCCUGGGCUAGGCUAAACAAGAAAUUUAAUUUGUUGUUUUCGAAGAAAGCUUUCGUACAUUGGUACUUUGAUGAGAGUAUGGAAGAGGAAGAUUUCAUAGACGCGAGAGAUGAUCUGAUGGCAUUGGAAUGUGACUAUAAUGAGGUGGCCUCCGAUACGCUUUCUUCCACGUCUUACUCUAUCUAAAGUAGUCCAAAACCAUAACAAAUGAGAGGUAAACAUGUGAAUGAGCAGCAAAAAUAUCUCAUAAAAUCUAUCUAAAGUAGUUCAAAAACAAAACAUAUAAGAGGUAAUAAACAACAUGUGAAAGCAGAAAAUAUCCCAAUAAAAUUUAUCUAAAGUAGUUCAAAAACAAAACAUAUAAGAGUUAAUAAACAACAUGUGAAAGCAGCAAAUAUCCCAUUUAAUCAAAUAAUGCUCCAACAGUAUUUUCAACAUAACAAAUAGGAUUUAUACAACAUAAGUGAGCAAUAAAUCUCACAGAUUCAAAUAGAUUAACAUGCCUCUACAACUUGACAAAAAAUAUGUAUACAAUAUAAAAAUGUGCACCAAAUAUUUCAUAGAAUCAAUAAUGCUUCAAAGCAGAAAAUAUCCCAUAUAAUCAAAUAAUGCUCCAAACGUAUUUUCAACAUAACAAAUAGGAUUUAUACAACAUAAGUGAGCAGUAAACCUCAUAGGUUCAAAUAGAUUAACAUGCCUCUUCAAUUUAACAAAAAACAUGUAUAUACAAUAUAAAAAUGUGCACCAAAUAUUUCUUAGAAUCAAUAAUGCUUCAAUAGGUAGUAUUUUCAACACAACAGAAAUAAGAGGUAGGUCCAUACAUCUAGUAUAAAAAUGUGCAGAAGAUAUCUCAUAGAAACGCAAAAUGUUCCUAUAGAUAAACAGAGUUUGAAGUGAUUCAUGAAACUUCAAAACUGAUUCAACUAUGUCACGAUACAUAACAAAUAAUCCAACAUAACAAAUAAGUGGUUAAAAUAAUUAAAUGUGCAUCAAAUAUCUCACAGAAUUUUCCAGUAGAUAAACAUGGGCUUGAAAUAGUUCAUGGAAACUGAAAACUAUUCCAAGAUAUAUAAAGGACAUAUCUACAUUGAAGUGGUUAAAAUAUUUUUCAUGAAUUAAAAAUUGUCAUAAAUAUGAGUAGCCUAUACAAGAUGAUUAAAUGUAGAUAUAUGUAAUACCAGCACAAUAGAUAAUGAUAUAGGAUAUUAAUUAUGUAAGGUUUUAUAAAAUAGCCUACAACUAAGAUGAAAAAGGAGCUAACCACUAUCUUCAAUAACAUGAAACAUAAACAAAAAACAGAAAUAGGAGCUAAACUAAAAUAUUAAAAAACAUAAAACAUGAGAAAAAAAACAUCCCAUACAAUUUCCCACAGAUAAACUUAUUAGGACAACAUGUAAUAAGUUCCUAAAAAAUAUUCCAUACUGAAUUAGGUGGACUGAUAUGUAUAACUCUCAAAGGAUAGCCUAUAGCUAGUACAAAAUAUUCGAUCCAUAUUGUUGGAUAAGCUUAUACAUUGAACACAAUAUAGUUCCAUACAGAUACUCUAGAAGAAUUCUGUACCUACUUGCUUGUUCAAUAGACUUCAAUAUUUAUUGAACACGACUACCGUAGCCCACUGGACAAAAUAUAAUUCUAUAUAGUUUAAUAAACUAAAAACAUAAUUUCUGUAAACAUAGUAAAAAAUAUUCACUUUUUGUGAAGUUUAUAAAGUCUUGGUCUUCUGAUGAAAUCACUCUCAAAAUUACUGAAAAUUGCAAGUGCAAGCGUGGAAUUUAGCACAGCCGACCGGAGGUCUUUUACUCUCAUAUAGAAUCGGAAACCAAGAUUAGUCAACCAUAGUUUGUGAUAAACCAAGUUUAUUAUUUCAGCUUUCAUCUAUUGUAGCAAUGUGAGCGCAAGAGCAAGUUUCACGGCUUUCAAUAUAUUUGACAGUGACAUACGAAAGUUGCUGUCUGUCGAUUUGUUUUAUGUAGAAAGACAUUUUGCGCGAUAGAGAGGAGCUGAGAUAGAGGACAUUCAAAACUGACUCAAACAUGAUUGUGUGUGGUACUUAAACAUUGGUGUGUGUGUAAAUGUCCUGUGUAAUACUCGUCUAUUUCUCAUAGAAAUAAGAUACUCAACUGUAAAAAAAAUUGUUCAAUAACAGAUUGUCCUGUGUGAUUUGGUGUAAAAUUUUCAAUAAAACAUUGUGAAUAAAUAAAAAUAUAAAACAAAG
Messenger RNA from Nilaparvata lugens (brown planthopper), 3597 nucleotides. RefSeq names its product tubulin alpha-8 chain. NCBI's taxonomy places the organism in Eukaryota, Metazoa, Arthropoda, Insecta, Hemiptera, Delphacidae. The record is from RefSeq and is a predicted model, not a curated record. Gene Ontology annotation, cellular component: cytoplasm; microtubule. The transcript is spliced from 4 exons. Gene Ontology annotation, biological process: mitotic cell cycle; microtubule cytoskeleton organization. Gene Ontology annotation, molecular function: GTP binding; structural constituent of cytoskeleton. Bases 237 to 1568 code for a protein of 443 amino acids.